AUGGAUGUCUUUUACACCUACACCUACUCCACAGCCGCCUGGCUCUCGCUCCAGAGCGCAGCCCUCAUCUCUAUCCCCCAGGGCAUCUCGGCCAUGCUCCUUGAAGAGACGCGUCCCGCGACCCCAAGCGAAAUCUACCUCGCCCGCUGCUACGGCUUCAGCCUGCUCACAAUCUCCGCGCUGACAAUAAUGCUGACGGGCUCAAUCCCGCUAACCGCGGGACUGGCGGACCCGAGCCCAACCGAAGACGCGGACCCCGAAAACGACAGCAAGGCGCCCUACGCGGUGCCCACGCUCGUCCUCACCUCCAUCUUCCACGCCGCGAGUGCGUUCUAUGCGUACACGCGGUAUGUUGAUACGGCCAAGGGCGUGUUUCUCAUUGCCAUUGUCGGGUACUCGAGUAUUGCGGCGAUUGGGCUGUGGUGUGUGCUAUUUGCGUCGAGCCAUGGGAGGAUUUCGAGGCGGACGGGGGCCGAUAAGCGCACGGCGGGGUUUCCGUUUGGGAAUCGCGUGGCGAGGAAGAAGCAUGUGGGGAAGAGGGCUUAG
This is a messenger RNA of Aspergillus calidoustus, 546 nucleotides long. The record is from the annotation of a GenBank genome assembly. NCBI's taxonomy places the organism in Eukaryota, Fungi, Ascomycota, Eurotiomycetes, Eurotiales, Aspergillaceae.